Molecule: messenger RNA, 2496 nt
Organism: Trichophyton benhamiae CBS 112371
Lineage: Eukaryota; Fungi; Ascomycota; Eurotiomycetes; Onygenales; Arthrodermataceae
Exons: 1
Coding region: 1-2496 (831 amino acids)
Source: RefSeq, a predicted model, not a curated record
AUGCAGCCCCGUUCGGCGUCGAGAGGCAGCCAGUAUAUCCGCGGCACUCGCCCCAGAGACCGCCAGCAGCAGCUCCAGCAACUCCCGCCCUUGCAUACCCAACACCAACAACAACAACAACAGGAUAGCAAGAGAUACUACAGUCCGCAGCAGCAGCAGCAGCAGUACCAGGCCUAUCCGGGCCCUGCAUCUGCGUCUCCAGACGUGCCCGAGGACGAGGAGCCCGUCUACUUGCCCUCCAUCGGCAACUUCCAGUCGCUGCACUCGCUGGUCAACAACCUCCCGCAGUUCGAUACCACCACCACUACAACUGCAUCGCCAACAUCAUCAACAUCAACAUCGACAAACCCCUGGGCCGAGAGCUUCUCCUUUCCAAACGGCCGGCCGCUUGCCUCUCGCACCCGACACCUGAAUCCCGUUGAUAGACCCUUUUCCGUCGCGGUAGGCGGACACCCCCAGCAGCCCCAGCCCCAGUCCCAGUCCCAGUCCGCCGCCUCCUAUGCUCCGGCUCCCCGGUCCACCGCUGCAAGGCCCAUGUCCACCGCGGCCGCCAGGAACGAGCCCUACCGCCAUGCAUACUCGGCCUCCUCGGUGCCGUUGGCGGCGGCUUCGGCUUCGGCGGCCUCCUCCUCGGACGCGGCCUCCAUCGAGAGACAGGCCUACCAGGCUGUCUCCGCCGUCAGGCGCUCUCCUGGAUCGCUGCUCAGAAAGGAGUCCUACCAUGCAGCAUACCCUACCGCUGGCCCUGUUACUACUACUCCUGCUACGACUUCUCCUAUCACUUCUGUGAAUGCUAGUACUACGACUUCUGCGAAUGCUACGGCUGCUUCGACGGCUACGUCGGCCUCUGGGUCGUCUUCAAGCUCGUCCAGUCUGACGUCCGUCCAUCAGAUUCCACAGCCAACCAGGAGGCCUCCCCCUGUCCCUGUCCAGCCGCCGGCGUCAACACAGAGUCCCUCGUACCAUGCAUACUCUGGCUCCAGUCUCGUCGCAUCAAAUAGUUCGUCCAGCUUGGACAAACAGGGCCAGCAGACUACUUCGUCUACUUCUACUACAUCUUCUACUUCUUCUACUGUUGCAAGGCCCAUGUCUGCUGCUCCCGGUGGCCCUAAGACAUAUCAUGCUUACUCGGCCAACCCGUCUGCCUCGGCCAGUACCUCCAGUCUCCCUCGAGCUGAUUCCGCAGCAUCUACUCGCAGAACUCUUCCCUCGGCUGUCAGAAGUCACUCUUACUACGGCACUGGCUCUCCCGCUACUCCUCCUGCUGCCGCCGGCGUUGCUACAAACCCAAUGGCUUCAUCAAGUACCUCCAGUCUCGACCGCCAGGUUCAUCAAUCCACCGCCCACAGAUCCGCCUCAGUUGCUGCUGCUAGGCCCCGUCCCACUACUUCUGGUUCUGCAGCCGUAGCCAGACGAGCUACCUCCAACGCAGCCGCAAUGCCCCGGCCAGCGUCAGCAGUAGCAGUCAGGUCGCAAUCCUACAACACCCCAGGCGGCACCCCAGCAGCCUCAGACAUGGCCCGUCGAAACACCAUGGUCUUCGAUUCCGAUCUCACCAGGAACAAGAACCCGCAGCCAAACCCGCCCCUGAUACCCCUGCAGCAGAUGCAGGCGGCUCCGGCUCCCGCUUCCACAGCGUCACCAUCGUCUGCAGAACAGGCAUCUAAACAGCCCCGGUUCUACGCUCUCUUGCGUGCCUCCAUGGUUGUGCCAGACACAGUCCAGAUUGCUACCGUCGAGGAAGAAACUACUGCCAUACGCCAGCGAUCUGUCUACGGCCCUCAGCCUCGGCCGCGCUCCAGCAGGCGCUCCCAAUGGCCCAGAGCAUCCUCUCGCUUGUUCACCGGAAGUUCCAUGACGGAUAUCACUGAUAAAGACGAGGCACACCCUCAAACUGAUGCCGUUGUUGUUGAGAGUCGGGCCUCGAUGUCUUGUCCUUCGCUUGUGCCUACCUCGAACCUCGCGUCUGCUUCCUCCACCACGCUCUCUACCCCCAAGACCAGCGGAGAGGACUACAAGUCGCAGUACCGCAAGACCAAAUCGUUUCCUCUCGAGGAGGCAAGUGGCACUACAACGCCAACUCCUGCCGAAGCCCAAUCCCAAGUCAAGGCAUCUGGUUCAGCUUCUGCUCCUACCCCCGAGGCACCUCCAGCUCCUACUUCUAAACCACCAGCAAAACCACCAUCCAUGUCUCGAACAGUGACAGCACCAGCUGACUUCCAACAGCCCCAAGCUCGCAAACUCAUCAAGCGAAAUCCGUCUGCUCCCAAACCACGACCAAAUUCCCGUGUUGCGCAGACCUCCCGCUCCAUGUCCCUGGUCGGUACCCCCCGCCUGCCUACCUCAGGGGCAUCCUCCCCUCCCCCUCUACCACGCGCAAUGUCAGUGCACAUUCCGUCUCCUGCCACGGCUCAGGGACAGGCAGCAGAUCGGUCCAAGAAGCCUCGUCUGACAUCCUUGUGGUCCGGUUUAUUCCGCCUGCGUGUAUCAAGUUGA